AGAAACGGCUAUUAAUAUGGGCUACAACCAAGGUCGACAAAACGGCCACUGCUGGCGCAUCGUGGCCCUUUCUGCCCUCGCGCAUAGAUAUCUUCGCACUGAUACUUGAGAUGUACGUCAAAAAUACAUUUACAUUAUCAUUCUCUUCCUUUCUCGCCUGCCACUAGGGUCCGAGUGUCUGUCUGUCUGUAUUAUCUGCCUAUCUGCUUUGCUUACAGUGGGAUGCGAAGGACGAAAGUGACGACAAGAAGAGCAGAACAGCGACCAACUCUCUGAGUAUGAUGCAGACCACGAUCCCUCCUCCUCGACUGGAGCCGUUACUGGCUCCAUUACUGUCCUCUCUGCCCGCCGCCUCCAUCUCUCCACAACCUCCAACAGCGCUUCUUCCUCUCCUCUCCCCGAUCCUCCGGCAGCGCGUGCAGCUCCUCUCCGCGACCGAUUCCGAACCCUGGCUUCCCCUGCUCUGCUACGAUAGCAGCAAAGCGUCCAAACUAGAGACGGUCGCCAAGAGCGAGAGAUUGGAACCGCAUCCCGUGUCCGGAGAGGUGGAGAUCGAUUGGGAAUUCGAGGCGGGCAUCAGAUAUAAGCGUCUGGAUGAGGAGACGUUGCAAGCAUUAGUGACCAUACCAGACCUAGGAUUGCGCAUCCGCCUCGUCUGGUGCGUGAAUGACGAAGUAGGAGGCGGCGACGGGUGGAGGAUUGGAGAAGUAAGCGUGCUCGAGGACAACACCACCGAUGAUGAUGCUUCAUGGGGAGAAGUCAGCAUCUUGAUCGCCGAAUCUACAUUCCAGAAAUCCACAACAACUACGACUACAAUAUCCACGACCACCACUCAUCCCAACAUCUCACAUACAUCCUAUCAUGAGAAUCACGACGACGCCGCUAAUGAUGACGACGACGACGAUGAUGAUGAUUACUGGGCCCAAUACGACAAGACCCCAGGAGGCCACACACCGGCGCCCAAACGCUCCCCCGCGCCCCCUGGAGCGGGCCACCCCGCCAACGACGACGAUGAAGCUUCCUACUACGCACAAUACGCCAGUGUGCAGCCCGCGCUAGACAACCACGAUCCCGACGAAGCGCGGCAGAACGGGGACGUGGAAAGCUCGCUCGGGCACGACGAGAUAUCGCGGGAGCUGCGCACUGCGCUCUCGUCUGCUCACAUAUUAAAAAGAAGAGAAGAAGAGGAGGAAGGAGGGGGAGGGGGAGGAGGAGGGGGGGGAGCGGGAUUGGCACAGCCGAGACCAGGAUCGAGCACGGGUAGUAGUGGGAGUGACACGGUAGCCAGACUAGAAAUCAAAGCAGCGCAGAGCGCGGCUCGGGUGCAGAGCGAACUCGGCAUUAAACAACAUAUCUCGAGUAGUCUGAAGAGUCUAUAUAAGCUGGCGAAGGUGGUGGGCAUUGAGAGGGGCGAGUUUGAGAGUCUGGUUAGGACAGAGUUGGACUGUUUGGCGUUGUUGGAUGAGGAUGAAUGAGUUGGUUUGGGUUGAGUUGGUUUGAGUUGGUAUUAUAUAGUGUGCUUUUUUGGCACAGCUAUAUAUAUGUAUGUAUGUAUGUAUGUAUGUAUGUGUCUUGUUUGUUUGUUUGUUACUUUGCGAGCGGGCGGACGGGAGUUGCAUUACCUAGGUGUCUUGCGUUAAAUAUAGAAAGAAGAUCGAUAGAUAUCUAGAUAUAGUAGUGUAGUGUAGUGUAGUGUCUCGAAAACCCUCGAUUGAUACCUAGAUACGUU
Amorphotheca resinae ATCC 22711 is the source of this 1729-nucleotide messenger RNA. RefSeq lists its product as hypothetical. Lineage: Eukaryota; Fungi; Ascomycota; Leotiomycetes; Helotiales; Amorphothecaceae. The annotation marks the transcript as partial. The transcript has a single exon. The record is from RefSeq and is a predicted model, not a curated record.